Messenger RNA from Ectocarpus sp. CCAP 1310/34, 735 nucleotides. The record is from the annotation of a GenBank genome assembly. Lineage: Eukaryota; Phaeophyceae; Ectocarpales; Ectocarpaceae.
AUGUCAGGCAAGAGGGACAAAGCGUCCGCGGAGGAUCUGCACGUCAUGGACACGGUGGAGCAGUAUGAAACAUACGAAGAUUACCUAGACUCUCAGGUCACAGAGACGGACAUGUACUACCUGCAAGACGAGGAUCUUGCGCGCCAGUUGGUUGAGCUUGGCUAUCGCGGAUCAGGGGACACCCUGCAAAGAGAGGAGUUCGAGGCACGAAAGAAGGCACUGCGGGAACGGAGCACUCAGAAAACCAACGCCCCGAAACAGCUGUCGAGCUCCGGCAAGGUGGGCGGGGAGCGGGAUUUGAGCGCUUCCCCGUUCCUGCUUGCCCUCGGAAACCGAGAAGAGCUGGUCCGCAACGGCAAGCUGACUUCCAUCAUUUUUGUUCGAGACGUAAACAGCAAGGGGCAGGAGGUCAGCGGCUACAUCGACUACGCGCACCGGCUGAGGUCGACCAACUUCGAGCCGUACUUCGAGCGACGAAAAAAGCUCAUGCCUAGACCGACGGACCUGAGCUACUACAACUGGGAAACCCAGACUUCAACGUCAACCUCUACGCCCAACUUCCAGGUAAUCGCGGACGGGGAAGCGGGCCUGCUGUUCAAGAACAAGCGAGACCGAAAGGUGGUCAACGUAGACCCCAAGGCUCCCCCGGGCGACAACACCACAAGGACGGAGAUUCGCACGCCGGAGUACCGGCAGGUGGUCAUCUACGACCAUAUGACGAGAAGGAAAAGCUGA